AUGGCGCACUGGUUUCAUCGGAAUCCGAUCAAAGCGACCGAGCACGUGGGUUUUGAGCUGAAGUCGAUCCUGACCACGCCACAAACUUCCAGGAUAUGCAGUGAACUUCGCCUUCGACGUGACCACCUGCUCGAACAUUUUCGGGACGCCAGUAAUGACCUGGACACGUUGGACGAUGACUUCAAGCAGUAUCUUGCACUGUUCGCCGGCUUUGUGGUUGCAAUUGAUGGUGCUGACGUUAGCAUGUCGAAGGCCAGCAAACUGUCGCCGGUGCUCAGAUUUCGAUGGACCAGUUCAAUGCUUGGCACGACUGCCAGUGAAGUGAACGAGAGUUGGUUUGAAGUGCUAAAUAUGUGCGUGAAUAUGGCGCUGUGGCUGUCGAAGCAUGCUGCGUGGAUUGCUGCCAAGGAUGAGGUGUUUGAGGGUGAUGCGAAGAAGUCACACACAUGCUUGCGGCGGGCCGCUGGAAUCCUGAUGUUUGUCCAGCAGAAUACCUGUCGAGUCGGUGGAUUGUCGGCAAUCGCUGGAUCAGAUUUCGAUGGAGCUGUACUUUCUGCCUACAUCAAUCAGUUCACUGCGGAAGCGCAAGAAAUCACCGUUGCCCGUGCCAUUGAGCUGAAGCACAGUCCUAGUCUUAUUUCAGCACUUGCCCACGAGACAAGCGAGAUAUUUGCUAAAGCAGGUCUGAGUGCGAAACCCGAAUCCCAUCUUUUUUUUCGUCGUAUUCGGCCGCUACUAGAGCGACAUAUGCAGAAAGCUGAGCGUGAAAAUGGUUUGAUAUAUCACCAGAAAAUACCAGACAUAUGUCCUGAACCGGAAGGGAAGCCUACAUUUGGUUUGGUUGAGGCGGAACCGUUUAUUUUACCUCCUGUCAGCCCGUUAAUGAUUGUUUCCACUGAUGCCUUUGGUGUCUGA
Gongylonema pulchrum is the source of this 915-nucleotide messenger RNA. Lineage: Eukaryota; Metazoa; Nematoda; Chromadorea; Rhabditida; Gongylonematidae. The record is from the annotation of a GenBank genome assembly.